AUGGGUACUGGCAUGUGUUCGAGGAGGCAGAAGGGGCUUCUGCAGACUGCGUUUUGCCUGGUGACUAUGGCAUGUUUGGGCUCGGGAGUUUUCAUGUACAGCCACUUGCAGCAAAAGGUGCGGAACGCUGAAGCCCUGGCCCAGAAAUACAAACAGCAGCAGGAAGCGCUGUCUGCCCAGCUCCAAGUUGUGUAUGAGCACAGAUCCCGGCUAGAACGAUCCUUGCAGAAGGAGCGAGGGGAACACAAGAAGACGAAGGAAGAUUUUUUAGUGUAUAAGUUAGAAGCUCAGGAAGCUCUCAACAAGGAGAAGCAAGAUUCUAUGAACAGAUACGGGGCCCUCAGUUCCCAGCACAAGAUACUGAAGAACCAGCAUGAAGAUGUCAAGAAGCAGCUGCUUGACCUGCAGCUGCAGCACAACAGCUUGAAACUGGAACAUCGUAAGACACUGGAGACCCAUAGCCAGAAAUAUGCCCAGCUGCAGCAGGAGAAGGACAGUGAAGUCACAAACUUGCAGGAUACAGUCUUUAAACUUAGAGAAGAGAGCAAGCUUCUUCGGAAGGCCCACCAGGAAGUUCACUCUCAGCUCCUUAGUGCCCAGGCCCAGAUGGAAGAGUUCAGGCAGCUCAAGGAAGCUCUACAGAAGAUGCCAAGCUUCAAAGCAGGAGGAGCUGGGAAGGGGCAGCAGCAGUUUCAGGUGCUGAAGGAGCAGCCCAUGGCGCCAGCCAACAGCCAGUUGCAGCUCGUGAGGCAGAAGGCUUUUCCAGUCAAUCAGGAGAAUCGCCCUGUAGGAAACCCGCUGGCAUCACAAGUCUCUGGGGUUCAGAAGCAGGCAGAUGGCCCUCUGCUGCAGGGCCAGAACUCGUACAGUAACGAUGGCCCAAGGCCACAGGCUAAUGUGCUCUUCACCCAUCCAGCCCCACCGCAAGAUGCCAAUUCACUGCCAGGUGCUAUGCCAGCCUGGCCAGCAAGACGUGCGGAUGGCCAUGUGAUCCGAUUCACCCGGACCAUGAACAGUCUGCCAAAUGGGAACCCAGAUCUAAAGAUGGUGAUGCGCAUUCAGGUGAAAAGCAAUGAGGAAAGCCAGGCUCCUGGAUUGUCACUAUCUGAUCUGAAACAACCCUCUGCAGCAGAAAAACCUCAGAUGCCAGACAACCACCACUCUACAGGGAGCAAACAGGUGCAAAUGCAAAGCUGGAAAGACAUAGUUAACAAAGUGAAUGCCCAGAUGGAUGAAGAACAAGCGCGCAGUUACCCAAAGAGCCUUCAUUCUGAUCCCAAGCCUGGGCAAGAGAUGCAGAAAGGCAGCCCACAGCCACCCAAUCAGAAGAGAGGGGAAGAGCAUCAAACAGCUGAUGAGGAAGGCGAGAAGGAAAGGACAGAUGAUGAGGAACUCGAAAUGGAUGCAGGAGUGAUUGAGAGAGAGGAGAACUUGCGUUCUCAGAAAGAGACUGUUGUCCAGGAACCAAUGAUGCCAGAUGAUGCUGCAGAUCCUGCCCAGGAUCCCAAUAACCAAGGUGAGGAUGAGUUUGAGGAAGCUGAGCUGGAGAGACCUGACUUUGAAGAGAAGGUGGGAGGUUUGGAGAAGUUCAAGGAGCCCAGCAUGAAAGAAGAGUCUAAGGAGAAGCCACUGAAGGAUGCUGACAGACCUGCCAAGCCCAGGGAAGACCCAAUGGAUGACUAUCAAGAAGAUCAGGAGCAAGAAAUUGAGGAUCACGGAGGUGAGGUGGAUGACAAUGAUGACCUGGAACUUGUCCAAGACCGGAAGAACCAUGCAGGCAUACAGGGAGCUGAUGGCAAGAAGGAUGACUACUACUGAAAGAUGCUGAAGGAAAAUGGAAUACGCUAGGAAUUGAGGGGAGGGGAACUCCUCUUGGGAACUGGCUCCUGUAUUAAACACUGCCCAGAACAGACAAAGGCAGGAGGAGAUAACUGUCUUUGCAGGCACUGAGCAGGGUGCUUGCAGAUGUGCAUUACAUCUACGUGUGUGGGGCCAUUGCUGCCUCUCCGGUCAACAGCAUGGAAGUGCUCUCAGACUGUAGGAAUGAUUUUAUCCUGCUGCUUCUCUUGGAAGCACUUUUUGAUUUGUGUUCUUCACUCUCUUGUUUUCCCUAUCCCCUCCCAAGCUGGAGAGUUUUUCUUUUUUUUUUUUUUUUUUUUUUAAAACCCCUGGGCAGCAGAGGGGUGCCUGAACUGGUCCCUGGACUUACUCAACUGAUUGCUAAUACAAAGGAAUCUGUCUUCAUAAAAUAUUUUGCUCAGUAGUGUUUCUUUAAAACAUCCUUUACUCCCAUGAGAGUAAGGUGGAGAGGAAGUUAGCCUGCUUUUUGUCUGGAGUAAUGCAAGGGUGAUAGCUCACCAUGAGCACCAACAGAAAUGACCACAUGCCAGCAAUGUAUGUGUGUGCGUAUGUGCAUGUAUGCAUAUGAACGACUGGAUCCUCCUCCUGGUGCAGAGACCCCUCACAGUGACUCAGAGCAGAACCCUGUAGAGUUCUCCUUUCCUUGUCUUUGAGCUGUGACUGUCCUGCUGGGCUUGGAGCCUCCCCAUCUAAUGCUGUGCAUCUUGUCUUGACAUUGCUGCUGCACCCUGGGUUCCUGGAGAUGUGGGCUGGCCUGAGCUAAGACAGGCUCUUCUGGGAUGGUGGCAGGUACUGCCACACAAAGAAACAACUGCAGCCCUGCAGUAAUCUCUGCAGGUCACCAGCUGCAGUGAAUGAAGCACUCCAUGGCACAGCUACCAGUCCCUCUGAUGGGAUAUUCUUUUUACUUUGUGUAGCGUUUUGCUGGUGUGGAUGCUCUCAGUGGGACAUGAACAGAGUCUGGGAAGGGCCAAACCAUCCACUGCUUAAAGUUUUCAAAUGCAAGCAGCAGGAUGGGAGCAGACAUCCGUUUCUGUGAUGCGUGUAUUUGCUCAAACCUUACUAUGAUUCAUGAUGCAGCUGCAGUAUCCCAGCAGAGCUGUCCCUGCUCUGCCCUCCUCAGGCUAUCGGCAGAAUGUAUCGGAGCAUAUCCCAGCCUGCAUCUGCCUCUCAGAUCUAUAACCUCCUCCCUCCCUAUCUUCCUGACAUACACCCGGGUUUUGGCACCUCCCUAGGUGCCCUAGGUUGUUCAGGAUUCCCAAACAAGCAUGAAGGGCUUGCUAAGGAUGAAAUUUGGUGCAUGGGAGGGGAAAAAAAAGUAAGAAAGAGUAUUGAUGAUGGUAGAUAUGAAGGAAUACUUGGAGCCCGACUAAUGCAAUUCCAUCCUGUUCAGCUUCUUUCCAGUCUCCCAACAUUUGACAGGAAGCUAAGAUAAAUUUUGCUCCUUCUAGACAGGUCUAGUUUUUAAUCAGCAAGUUGGGUAUUUCUAGCAUUCUGUUGAUUCAGUAGAUUGAAAUCUGUGGUGCUUUACUUAGUCUCCGAAACGUAUCUUGCCUGACCUCAGAUAGAAAGAAGGAAUGAAUUAGCUGGAGUCCCUGGAAUUUAAAAUGGAGGCAGCUGAAAGCAGAAUGGGCUUCAUCAUGGUAUCUCAAAGCCUGGGACCUGGUUUACUCAUAUGAACAGGGCAGAGCUGUCACGUCUCCUACCUUGUGCAAAACCCAUGUGUCUGAGCUGUCUCCCACUUCCUCAUCACCAUGUCAGAAGUCCUGGGCUCUGGGACCUCACUCAUCAGAUGCAGCUUGUGGUUGAAUGUCGUGACCUGAUAAAAGAUCAGAGGAGAGAUCUUUGUUCCCUAUUUGCAUUAGUUAAGCUUUUUUUAAUCCCUUGUGUUGGGGCAUAUUUUGUAAGCACUUUUAGACACUUAGAAAAACAAUAUCUCCCAAUAAGCUUUGUCUUUUUCAUUCAGACAGUAUUGAUUUUUUUUUUUCUUCCCCUGAUUCUAAUGGAGCUUGAAAUUAACAUCAUAGGACUUUCUGGUUCUUUGUUUCUAUUCUGCUUGUGUUUCCUACCAGCCCAAUCGGCUGUGCAAGUCAAACUCUGGGGUAGAUUGGAGUAGUUAAUGUGGUUGGCUCUCUGCUUGCUUUGUGUGGAAGCAACAAGAACUCUGCUUUUCCAGAUGCUGUCCUUUCUAGAGCUACAGCAUCAGGUCAGCUGGAUGGUACUGCUGGUUAUUAUGGAGUGCAGUAGAAUCAUGUUGUUAAGACCUCAACGACCUGAUCUGCUGCUUGCUGACACUGGGGAGGAUGUACUUGUGCACU
Messenger RNA from Aptenodytes forsteri (emperor penguin), 4178 nucleotides. RefSeq names its product Golgi integral membrane protein 4. NCBI's taxonomy places the organism in Eukaryota, Metazoa, Chordata, Aves, Sphenisciformes, Spheniscidae. The transcript has 14 exons. Bases 1 to 1818 code for a protein of 605 amino acids. The record is from RefSeq and is a predicted model, not a curated record. Gene Ontology annotation, cellular component: Golgi membrane; Golgi apparatus.